This is a messenger RNA of Purpureocillium takamizusanense, 3293 nucleotides long. RefSeq lists its product as uncharacterized. The transcript has 3 exons. Bases 1 to 3087 code for a protein of 1028 amino acids. The record is from RefSeq and is a predicted model, not a curated record. Gene Ontology annotation, molecular function: DNA binding. Gene Ontology annotation, biological process: regulation of DNA-templated transcription. Lineage: Eukaryota; Fungi; Ascomycota; Sordariomycetes; Hypocreales; Ophiocordycipitaceae.
AUGACAACGAGUGGCCGCAGGCCCCGGCCCCCGCCCCGGCUCCGGCUCCACCCGGCCCCGGGACUCAUAGCGGGAUACGGCCCCGGCAUGACGGCGAUGCCGAUGACACCAACGACGGCAGCAACAACCCGCCCACGGCCGAUCUUCACCCAGGACGCCGUCCGCACGCUGCGCCGCUGGUUCGCCGCCAAUAAGCACCACCCCUACCCGACACGCGACGACAAGGAGUCACUCUGCGCCCUCACCGGCCUCGAUGUCGUCCAGGUCGCCAACUGGUUCGCCAACGCCCGCCGCCGCCGCAUCAAGGUCGGCAGCCCGCCUCCGCCGCCGUCGUCAAUGUCAUCGUCGGCUGCUGCCGUUGCGUCGAGUGCGCACGUCUUGCGCGCUCACAUGAACAGGCAGCAGCAGUCCUCAUCCUCCUUGGCCACCUCCCCGUCCUCGCCGCUGCGCGACGUCGUUGGCAUGGACGCCUCUACGCCCAUCGACGUUGUCAUGCCCCAGCCGCCGCGCCGCGCCCCCACGCCCGGCGUCUUCGAGGACAUGAUGGAUCCUCUGCAGCGCUGGGCCAACUCGCCCCCCGAAGACGAGCCCGCCGCCGCGACGGCCAUCUACCGCGCCGCCAACGAGCCCUUCUACGCCUCCGCCUCCGUCUCCGCCUACCCGUACCUGUACCUGUCCGAUGACGGCGGCGGCGGCGGCUCCAGCGCCUCGGCUAGCAACCGCUCGUCCCUGAGCCGCCAAGGCAUCGGCGGCGGCGACAACAUCAGCAACCCGCGCAGCGAAAGCUCUGUCGCCUCGUCGCGCUCCUCGAGCUUCGGCGUGCCCCCCUCACCGCUUGACCAGGCGGCCCACCACGGCGGUUCGUCGUCUCACCCCCGUCAGCAGCACCACCGCCGGCGCCGGCGCCGUAGGAGGAAUCACACUCUUCUCCCCGCGCGGCAGUCGACGCUCGGCCGCCCCUCGCGCGGCAUCUUUCAGUGCACCUUUUGCGUCGAGGAGUUUCGCACAAAGUACGACUGGCAGCGGCACGAGAAGACGUGGCACCUCCCGCUGGACCGGUGGGUAUGCACGCCCACGGGGCCCCUGGCCGUGCGACGGCGCGACCACCACCGUCGUCGCCGCGCCUCCUCCUCCUCCCCCUCUUUUCCCAGGGGGAACGGGAAUGGGGACGGGGAAUGGGACGAGGAAGAGGACGAGGGCGGCGGUGGCGACGCACUCGUGUGCGUGUUUUGCGGCGAGGAAGGCCCCGAUGCGGCGCACAUCGAGUCACACAACUUCUUGCUCUGUAACCGCCGCGGUGUCGACGAGCGCACAUUUUACCGGCGCGACCACCUGAUGCAGCACCUGCGGCUAGUGCACCGCGUGGGGGCGGGCGUCCCCGGCUCGAGCUUCGACGCGUGGAAGGCCGCGGCGCCACCCAUACGCUCACGCUGCGGCUUCUGCGGUCGCUGCCUCGACGACUGGGCCAUGCGCGUCGAGCACCUCGGCGAGCACUUCAAGGCCGGGAGCACCAUGCGCGACUGGGUCGGCGACUGGGGGUUCGACCCGGCGGUGCUGCAGACGAUAGAGAAUUCGAUGCCUCCGUACCUCCUUGACUACGAACGUAAUUCACCCCUCCCGUACAAGGCUGGCGGCGCCUCUCCCUGGACGCCCUCGACCGCUUACGACCUGCUCAAGAUGGAGCUCCAGUACUGGGUCAUGAAUCAUCUCGACGCCGCGGGCGACCAGCCGCCCGACGCCGACGUCCAGCGCGAGGCCUGCCGCAUCAUUCUCAGCGCGGACCUGGCCGGCGGCAACACGCAAGGGCUGGGAGCAGCAGCGCAAGCGGCAGCCGCAGCCGCAGCUGCAACCAAGACAAGCCCUUCGUGGCUGCGCGACCUGGCCACGGCGUCGCCCGAGAUCCUCCAGGGCGCCAUGCUGCAGACUGUGCGCGGGCAGGCCGAGAACCGGCUCACGACGCUGCGCAUCAAUGGCAAGGACGACAUCUUUGAGGGCUGCGAGCUCGAGCGCCGGCUGCUCGCUGCCAUUAUCCGCGCCGCCCGCCUCCGGCCCGCGCCACUUUCGAACCGCGAGAUACAGGCCGAGGCCGUGCGCAUCGUGCGUCAGACCGAGGAGCGGUCCAGCGCACCGUCCGACGUCGUCGCCGGGUGGCUGCUGCGCAUGAUUUCCGCAUCGACAGACUGGCUUGAAGGGGUCAAGGAAAGGGCUCUAGGACGGGCGCAGGAGGAGGCCGAGGGAGAGCAUCAGGAGGAUGAGGAAGACGGCGAGGCAACAGAGGGCGUGGGUGUGUCGCAUCCUUUAUCCCUCGAUGACACGGAGCUCGACGUCGCUGCGCUAGGCGCGCAGAUGGAUCUCGUCCUGCCGGGGACUCAUCAGGGGUUCACCACCGACGGCAUCGUUGCGCCCGCCGCCGUGUUCCCUCCUCUCGAUUCCCUGCCCACAACUGACGACGACAUGGACCUCCUCUGGGCCCUUGACCUCUCUGCCGCUGACGAUGCCAUCACGCCAGCCCCAUUGAUCAGCAGCACCGCAACGCCACCGCACGAAGAGGAGCAGUCGCGCCUCUACCAGCUACACACCAUGAACAAUGCGCACCGAGCCCACCGCAUACACACCAACACCAUCACCACCGCUAGCACCAGCACGGUAACUGCGCCGGGUGCCGUCCUGGCGUCCACUGCGACCACGUCGCGCUCGCCGUCUGGCGCGGGGGCCAGCAGCGCGACGGAAGCAGGAGGACCGCGCGGCCACCAUCACCACGCACAGCUGGCUGCCGCGGUGACGGCGUCGACGCGCCCGCCCUACUUCCCCAACGACGCCAACGCGUACCGCCGUCUGGCGCACGACCUGGCGCGGUUCGUGGCCGCGGCCGUGUCGGACAAGAACCCGAACCGGCACGUGCCGAGCGACGAGGAGAUUCAGUACCAGGCGCGGUGGCUCGAGUUUGACGACGACGACCCGUGGAACCAGACGGCGGCGGAUAACCCCGAGUGGCUGAUGCGGUUCAAGCGCGACGUGGGCUUGCUGCCGCAGGAGUCGGGUCCGGGGCUGGGGCUGGGGUACUUUGCCGCGCCGAGACACAGGUGAGAGUGGCGGCUAGGUAGUUACUGUCGACUGUGUCUCAUUCGACUCCGAGGGUCAGGUGUCGAAUGUAAAGUGUAAAUAUAACGGGGCGCAAUGGCGGAUGGGAAUUGCGCGUGUACCGAUGCGGCGAACGCCAGACUACAUGCAGGCACGGAAGAAGGAGACAACGGUAUAUGGUUGUAGCACAAUCCAGCUCUCGCAUCUAUAUG